Messenger RNA from Lingula anatina, 753 nucleotides. RefSeq names its product LIM/homeobox protein Awh. The record is from RefSeq and is a predicted model, not a curated record. Gene Ontology annotation, biological process: regulation of transcription by RNA polymerase II; neuron differentiation. Lineage: Eukaryota; Metazoa; Brachiopoda; Lingulata; Lingulida; Lingulidae. Gene Ontology annotation, cellular component: nucleus. Gene Ontology annotation, molecular function: RNA polymerase II transcription regulatory region sequence-specific DNA binding; DNA-binding transcription factor activity, RNA polymerase II-specific.
AUGAUUGUUAUGCCAACGACGAAUGGUGAUAUGUGUUACGAAUGCAGGGACGAAAUCAACGACCAGUACAUCUUUCGAGUGUGUGGCCGAUCGUUUCAUGCCAAGUGCCUGUACUGCUCCGUCUGCCAGUGUCGGUUGGAUCACCAGCAGACCUGCUACGUGAAGGAGAAUAGCCUGUUCUGCAAGCAGGACUACCUAAGGCGUUUUGGUGCUCGUUGCGGGAAAUGUAACCGCAACAUUCAGUCCAACGACUGGGUCCGUCGGGCCAAGGAGCAAGCGUUCCAUCUGGCCUGCUUUGCCUGCGAUAGCUGUAAGCGUCAGUUGUCCACUGGAGAGGAAUUCGCCCUCCACGAGGGAAGGUUGCUGUGCAAGGCACAUUUCUUGGAACUGUUGGAGGGAGGGGACGAUAAAGAGUAUGACCAUGUUGCUAGAAAUAAAGUCAAACGCGUCCGUACAACUUUUACCGAGGACCAACUGCACGUGCUGCAGGCCAAUUUUGAGGUGGACAGCAACCCAGACGGACAAGAACUCGAGAGAAUAGCUCAGAUAACUGGAUUGAGCAAGCGUGUCACACAGGUUUGGUUUCAAAAUUCUCGAGCAAGACAGAAAAAGACGCAAAUGUGCGGAGCCAAAUCACCAUCGGACAAGAAAGAGACAAAGCCGAACAUAAGUAAUAACAACAGCAGUAAGCACAACAACAACAAUAUCAAUAAGAACGACAUCGAAGUAGAAAAAGUUGUGAUUUCAUCUUGA